Molecule: messenger RNA, 741 nt
Organism: Phytophthora infestans T30-4
Lineage: Eukaryota; Oomycota; Peronosporomycetes; Peronosporales; Peronosporaceae
Product: secreted RxLR effector peptide protein, putative
Exons: 1
Coding region: 1-741 (246 amino acids)
Source: RefSeq, a predicted model, not a curated record
AUGCACUUCUACCACGUCGUGCUGCUCACGCUUCUCGCAGUCGCUGCUAUUAGCAUCGAUGCUCUUGCAUCUGCGGAGGUUUCCAAGCUAGCGGCUAUCAAAAUCACACCUACCAUUCGCUACAACGAUGGAAAACUGCUGCGAAGACUUAAUAUGGGAUACAACGGCCUUGACACCGAGGAUAGAGAGAUAUCCUCGCUCAUCAGGCAGGCGCAAGUAUAUUACUGGACAAAAAUGGGGAAGUCGAAAGACUAUGUCAAGGAGGCGCUUGGACUGAAGGGGCUGAAAGGAACUGAGCUGAAGAAGAAUCCGAAAUACAAGUACUACGAGGAGUUUAAAAUUAACUCAAGACGUCCCAUGGCUGUGGACAACUUAGAAACGCGCCAGGUAAAGAAGUGGCUAUACGAUGAGGUCCCACCGCAGGGGGCCUGGUCAGAGUUGGGGUUGAAUGCAAUCCCUGCCAAGCAACUCAUGAAUAAUGCUGAGUACAGGAUGUACCUGCGAUAUGCGACCGAGUUUGACUAUCAAUUUUUCCAGCGUGUCAAGAAGAGCGACAAGCUCACAAAUAUCACCCCCAGCCCAUCUCCAGCAGAAAUGGAGGCAAGAAUUCGAAUUUGGAUCAAAGCAAAGCGACCGAAUUGGUACGUUGAAAAACUGCUUGGGGUGGAGAACAAUAGUCGAGCCAAGGAGUUAAGUCGAGAGUAUCAACUCUUUUUGAAGCUGCAAGAGGCCCAGAAAUAG